AUGUCACACCGCGAACAGACGUUGCGUCUCCCCCCCCCCACGUCCGAGAACGUUACCAUCGCUCUAGCGACUUACCAAAGCAUGCAGGAGAAUGAAAGCUUCCUACAAUCAUGUCUCAAGGCAGCGGUACCCUCGUUGCGGAAGCGGCAGGAGCUGAUGAGAAAAGUGCGUCAAAAUGAGGAAUUCGACGCGGUCGUUGAACAUGCAGAACCCAAUUCCCCAUCUUUCGACUCAGAGGAUCUGAUAGACGGAGGCCAUUUACUGGCAGACCCAGAUGGCCAGAGUAGGUUUAUCGGCAGUGCAUCAGGUGCUGCUUUCCUGGACCAAAUUCGUCAUUUCGUCGUUUCUGUCUCACCGCUUCUCGCUGAAACCGAUGGAGGGUUUCAACGACCUCAAAUCGACGAUUCUUUUGGCAAAUUAUUGGGAAUAUAUCAAACGCACGAUUCUCGUACACUUCCCUUGCCACAAGUUGAUCCGUACUUUCUCCCGCCGUACGAAGACGCGGUGAGACUGCUUUCGCCCCUGUGCAGCUCUACACAGGCAAUGAAUGGUGUGCACAUAUACUUUUGGGGUCCCGUAUUGGAGCUACUACAACAAGCUUACUUAACGGAAACACAUCAAAGCGGGAUUCCAGACUUGGUUACACUUGCAACGCUCAACUCAGCGCUUGCUUUUGCCACUCAGCAAACCGCGGAUGCCACAUUCGAAUCUGCUAGGGCAUAUUUUGCCCGAGCCAUUUUCUUGCUCGGUAGACCGCUAGAAGCCACUACGAAGCGACAUAUCACAUGCCUGCUGUUGCUAGGCUGCUUCCUUUUGGGUGAACACCGAAGGGACGGGGCAUAUGCAUAUAUACGCAUGGCUGGGCAUCUUGCGGUUACUUACGGUUUCCAUCAAAGUCAAAUGACCGGCGAAGCACAAAAACGAUUGUUUUGGACAAUCUACGCACUGGAAAGGUAUUGA
Messenger RNA from Penicillium waksmanii, 960 nucleotides. Its product is annotated as fungal specific transcription factor domain-containing protein. Gene Ontology annotation, biological process: DNA-templated transcription. Bases 1 to 960 code for a protein of 319 amino acids. Gene Ontology annotation, molecular function: DNA binding; zinc ion binding. NCBI's taxonomy places the organism in Eukaryota, Fungi, Ascomycota, Eurotiomycetes, Eurotiales, Aspergillaceae. The transcript has a single exon. The record is from RefSeq and is a predicted model, not a curated record.